This is a messenger RNA of Andrographis paniculata, 7482 nucleotides long. RefSeq names its product DDT domain-containing protein PTM-like. The record is from RefSeq and is a predicted model, not a curated record. Lineage: Eukaryota; Viridiplantae; Streptophyta; Magnoliopsida; Lamiales; Acanthaceae.
UUAAUUGCCUUUAACAAAUGCAAAUGUAGGAGGUGGAUACAGCGAUGACUCAUCAAUGUCUUCAACAGAAAUGAAUAAGAUUGGAGUAAAAUCUGGUCUGCAGUUUUCCGGGUUUUCAACCUUUUGCAGAAUUGCGGCCAAUCGAAGGAGUACCUUCCUUCUCGAGAGUUGUACCCUGAGUUUGCAGUAGGUUAGGUAGACUGAACAGUAUAUGUAACCGUACUGGGUCACGAAAAAGACGCACCUUGCUUCACAUUUGUGUCGUCUGAAUAGUCCCCACACUCUCUCCUACCGUCCUGUCUUAUGCACCGAACGUUUUGCAAUUUUUGAGUGAGAAAGGAUCCUCUGCGUGUAGACGGGCGGUCGGACGGGCGGGCUAUUGCAGAUCAACGGAAUUCUGGUUUUUGUUCUUGCUGUUCUUUUUCUUUGCGUUUCGUCAAUUCAUUGGUGGCUCUUGGGGUUCUUUUGAUUUUGAUUUUGAUUUUUGGUGGUGGAGGUUUGCUAUUUAUGAAAUUUUGUGAUGGAGUGUGUGGGGAGGAGGGUGAUGAAGAGCUUGGAAGGGGGCGAUGCAGUUUUCGGUAUGGUUCGGGCUUACGAACCGGCGACUGGGAAUUGUAAGAUCGUGUACGACGGCGGGGAUUCCGAGGAGGUGCAUUGGUCGGGGGUUUAUUCGUUCCUGGUACCCGCCGAGGCCCCACCUCUGCCGCCGUCGGGGUCGGAUGGUGAGGCGGCGAAUAAGCGGCGCCGUGUAGGCAAUGAAGGAGUUGGUGAUGGGAAUUCAGUUGGUGGGAGUGGCGUUUGUUGCAAUCCGGUGGGUGGAAAUGGCGAUUCAGCGAAAUCUUGCCGAGGUUUGAAUAAAGGAUUUGAUCUGAACCAGGCGCCCAUUGAUUGCUCCAGUGAUGAUGAACUCCGCGGGAAUGCGGUUGGCUUUGAUUUGAAUGAGGCAGUGUGCACUGAAUUGGAUGAAAGAUUACAAUCGAAUGAAGGAGUUUCAGCACAGAGUUCGCGAGCAAACAGAGAAAUCUUGGAUUUGAAUUCUGAUGCAAAUGAAGCUCUUGGAAGUGAGGGGAGGGGAGUCCGAUUCUUUGACUUGAAUUUACAAUACAAAGAAGAAAAGGAACAGGAAAGGGGGAGUCAAUUUGAAUCAAUUCAUAGGAUUUGUGGGGAAGAGGAUGUGCAGGCAAGGGGGGAGUUGAUGGAUGAUCAUAGAGCAAGAGGCAACUCCCCUAAUAAUGUGGCUGGGGAUGAAAUUCCCCCACAAAGUGCACAAAGGAAGAGCAGGGGUAAAAAGAGAAAGGAUCCACCCAAUAAAGAUGCUGAAUUGGUCAAAUCAGAGUUGCCAAAGGUGGAUCCUGAAGCUGGCCAAGAGAACCUACCCCUGAGAAGAAAGGGCAAGAAGAGAAAGGAGGUGCCGGGGAAUGAUAAUGCUCAACCUUUGCCGGUGGCACAACCGAAACGGAGCAAUCAUCGGGCGAGGCGGGCUGCAGCCUCAAGCUCAUAUCAAGUUUUUGAUGCGCUGAGCUCUGCAGCGCUUCCUCCAAAGGUGGAGCUGCCGCCUUCCUCCUGCAAUCUGGACCUCUGUGGAGUAUCAGUGGCCGAUCUUGUUUCGGUUUAUUCAUUUCUGAGGUCCUUUAGCACAUUAUUAUUUUUGAGUCCUUUCGAGUUUGAUGACUUUUUGCUAUCUGUUAAAGCUGAGGACUCAACAUUAUUGUUCGACUCCAUCCAUGUUUCCCUUUUAAGAACAUUAAAGAAACAUUUGGAGUCGUUGUCUGAGGAAGGUUCUCUUUCUGCUUCCAACUGUCUCAGGUCAUUGAACUGGAAUUUCCUUGAUGUUGUGACCUGGCCUAUGUUUGCCCUGCUGUAUAUAUCUUUUCACAGGCCUGUUUAUGGUCCUGGAUUGGCUGUUGAUCAAUAUUUGCAGAAUAACUACUACAAACAGCCAAUAUCAACAAAAGUUGAUAUACUUCAACAUUUCUGUGAUGACAUUACAGAAAUGAAAGUAUUCAGGACAGAAAUAAACAGAAGGCUGUUGGAAACAGAGCGAUCCACAGGUUUCGAACACAAUAUAAAAAUGGGUCGCUCUACAAGAAGAAAGCCAGUCGGGGAUGUUGCUAGCAUCUCAUGCGUAACCGAGGAGGAUGCUGAGGAACUGACAGACGGAAACAAUGAUGAGUGCCGUCUCUGCCAUAUGGAAGGCAACUUGAUAUGCUGUGAUGGCUGUCCUGCAGCAUUCCAUUCACGGUGCGUAGGGGUUGUUAGUAGCUUGUUGCCAGACGGGGACUGGUACUGCCCUGAAUGCACCAUAGCUAAAGAUAGGCCCUGGAUGAUACUGAGAAAUCCGGUCAGAGGACAAGAAUUGCUGGGUAUCGAUCCUCAUGGAAGGGCAUAUUACAACAGCUGUGGUUACCUGCUGGUAAUGGAGUCUUGGAAAGAUGAUUGCUUGUAUCGGUUCUACAACAGAAACGACUUGGCCACUCUUAUUGAAGCUCUGGAAUCAACACCAUUUAUCUACAACUCAAUAAUAAAUUCUGUGUGUAAAACUUGGAAUGUAGUUCAUGUAGCUGUUGGGGUAAGAAAUGAUUUGGAUGAUCGUUCGUACUCUAUACAGUCAGCUUUUCCCGAAAGCAGACAACUGCUUGACAAUGAGACUUUUGCUGAGAGGUCUCGUGAAAAGUCAAUGCCUGCAAAUUCAAGUUGUGCAGAACCAGUAAAUGCUGGUCUGGGCACUGUUCAGCUGGAGACUGAAACCCAUGGAGUGAGAUUGGAUUUGGCAAGUCCGGAAUGUUCAGCCGAAGUAUCUCAGACAUCUAUAAAGCCUGAUUCUUUAAGUGAAGCUGGGUUGGCUUGUUCAGAAAAGGGCGCUGAUCAUUUUCAUUCUCCAGGGAGGCUUGAGAAUGCUGGGAAUCACUGUAUGGUUUCAACUUCUCUGGAUGCUGAAAAAGGCAGAAACUUUAGUUUGGAGUGUUCUGCACCUCACAAUGAAAACUCAGGAGUUCUGUCUAAAGUUCAACACGAGGCAAAUUAUGUCAACCAUUAUGAAUUGGCUAAAACUGCAUCAUCAUAUUUUGAAAAUAUGACCUGUAAAUCUUCUGAUAAUAUCUCUGAAGAUGCUACAAAAUCUAUUGAAGAAAAUGUAGCAGGACAACUGAAGGUUGUGUCAAACAGAUGUGCUGAAUUUUCUUGGUCAAAUAUUCAAACUUCAAAUUUGGUCUCCAGGAGAGAGAGCUGUGGGUGGUGUUGCCAUUGUAGAGUUCCAGAAGACGAAAGGGAUUGCUUAUUUUUUAUGAACGAUAGUAUUCCUGCUGUGGAAAGUUAUACCUGCAAUGCUUUGGGAUUUCAGUCAAGAAAUAGUAACAAUAAUCAUCUUAUUGAUAUCAAGUGCCAUUAUGUAUGCAUUGAAGAUCACCUGCACGGUCUUCUGUUGGGCCCAUGGUUAAAUCCCCAGUAUUCUAUGGUUUGGCGUAAAAGUGUUCUAGAAGCAAACAACAUUACAUCAUUGAAAUAUUUGUUGUUAAAGUUGGAGUCAAAUUUGCAUCAUCUAGCACUUUCUUCUGAAUGGCAAAAGCAUGUGGAUUCUGCAGUUACAAUGGGCUCUGCUUAUCAUUUUGUCAAUAAUUCUGCUCGUCGUGUUCGAGUGUCAUUGAAACAUGAAAGUGGCAGGAAAAGAACGAAUCCAUCCAAGGUUAAGACUGUCUCAUCUUCGAAAGCUGCAUCAGGGAUGCGUUUACUCUGGUGGAGAGGUAGAAGGAUCUCACAUACACUUUUCAAUUGGAAAGUUUUGCCUUUGUCUUUGGCUUCCAAAGCUGCUCGCCAAGGUGGCUGUAAGAAGAUACCAGGCAUACUGUACCCUGAAAGUGGGGAGCAUGCCAAGAGAACCAAGUGUGUUUCCUGGAGAGCUGCAGUUGAGACAUCAAGAAAUUUGGAGCAGCUUGCCCUCCAGGUUAGAGAGCUUGAUGCCAAUAUUAAAUGGGAUGAAAUUGGUAAUAACAGACUUCUCGCAAAGGUGGGCAAGGAGGCUAAGAAUUCACUUAGGUCAUUUAAGAAGGUUAUAAUCCGGAGGAAAUGCUCCGAGGGAACUGCAGUAAAGUACCUUCUAGAUUUUGGUAAAAGAAGAUUUAUUCCUGAUGUUGCUGUGAUACAUGGAUCCAUGGUUGAAGAUUCCUCAAGUGAAAGGAAGAAAUACUGGCUGGAAGAAUCUCAUGUUCCAUUGCAUCUCCUAAAAGCUUUUGAAGAGAAAAGAAUCGCUCGUAACUGUGAUGUUGCAAAUGCUGGAAAACUUGGUGAGAGCAGUGAAGUCAUUAUUAAACCCUUCAGGAACAAAGGAUUUUCUUAUCUCUUCUCAAGGGCUGAAACAUCUGAGCAAAUUCAAUGCGGGCAUUGUGACGAAGAUGUUUUAAUCAGUGAAGCAGUUAGCUGUCAGUAUUGUCAAGGAUUUUUUCAUAAGAAACAUGUUCAGAAAUCAGCUGAAUCUGUCAGUGCAUAUACUUGCCGUAAAUGCCUUGGUGGUGAGCCUGUGAAGGUUGAUACAGGAAAUAGGAAAUCUGGGUUCCCAAAAGUUAAGAAUGCAUCAAAAGCAUCAAAACCUUCUGGGAAAGGGAAAAAAAGGGGAGAAGGGGAACAGCCUGUGGAUUCUAGAAACACAAGAACAGUUCCGUUAGUUACUCCCUUGCGGUGUUCUGUGAGGAGCGCUGGACAAAAUGCUAGGCUUUAUUUGCAUAGUAUUUUAGUGAAAGAGCGCAAGAGGUGCAAAAGGGUUCAUUCAGAGGGUGCAAUAAAGAAGCCCAAAAAUAGUGUUCGGAAGAAGAAGAGGACUCCUGUUUAUAGCAGUUACUGGCUGCACGGUUUGAGAUUUUGCCGAAGACCAAAUGAUGAACGUUCAAUGAAUUUCAGAAAUCAAAUGCUUCUUGUGUCUUCUGGGGAGAUGAAUUUCAUCUGCGACAAACCAAAAUGCUGUCUCUGCAAGGAAUUGGAAUACAAGUCUGAGUUGAACUAUCUAGCUUGUGAGAUUUGUGGAGCUUGGUUCCAUGGAGAUGCAUUGAAUCUUACGGCUGAUAAAAUUGAACAUAUUAUCAGCUUCAAAUGCCAUAUGUGUCUCGAUAAGAGACCUCCUCUCUGCCCCCAUCAUUUUCCAGUAGGAAGCACAAAGGGUGAAUUUGUUUCAGAAAAUUAACCAGAGAUUGCACACACUGAUGAGCCUGCUAAUUGUUUGGUUUGUGUUGAUGAAAGAUCAACAGAGGUGCCAUCUGAUUGGAAUCUGAAUAGAUUAAUCUUUCUUCAACUGAUUGAAUCAGACGAGAGAUAGGACUUCUGCAUCAUCUGAGAAGAUUUUACCCCACAAUUAGUAUAUAAUGAAUCUGGUGAGGAAAGGGACAGAUAUUGAAUGCUGCUGAAACUGAAUCGACCACUCACAAUUCUUGACAUGGUCUGGGAAGCUGGAUAUCAGCCCUAGCUCAUAACCCUGUGAAUAAUGAUUUGACAAACGGUAGUAUUGCUUUGAAAUUUGGAGCAAAUAGAGCUCUUACUGACUCAUUUGGUAGCCUACAAAAACAAUUUUUUGGUGCCAAGCGAUGAGCCGUUUGGUGGUAUAGGGGAACAUAGAUUAGACUAGUGUUUAUACUUUUCCCUUAUCGAGGGAAUUUGUUAAUACUACAGACAUUGAAAAAAUCUAUUUUGUGAAACUUGAAACAUCAGCUGAAAUGCGAAAGGUCAUUGAGAUAAAUAUACUUGAAAUUUAAAGUUAAUAAAAGAUUAUUUGCAGUCACCUUUUUCCUUUCUUUUUUUUUCUUUUCAUAUCGAUAUUUCUCCUGUGUUAUACUUAUGAUUGAUUGCUUUAUCUAACUUUAUUCUAUGCCAUGCUUACGUUACUAUAAACACAGACAUGUAUGUGUGUGUGUGUGGAUACAGGUAUAUGCAUUUUAGCAGAACAUCUGUUUUUUAUGUGGUUUGUUUCUCGGGGACAUCGCGGUGCAUCAGAUGGUUGGAUCGACUAUGUCAUUCUCUGCUUGAGUACAAUUUUCCCUUUAUCGCCUGUUCAAAAGUUUGGUGUGGUAUUUUCUGUCAAACUCACUGAUGCAAACCUUGUUUGAUGGUUUCUGAUUUCUGUGUUUUAUUUUUAUGUAUUUAUUUAUUUAUUUUUCUUAUGACGAUGAUUUCUGUGUUUCAUUGAAUCAGCUGUUGCAGGCUCAAGUUGUAGUAUGAAAUGUGUCUUAAAAUUGGCUGUAAUUUUCCACUUUAAGUUUUACCAUUUCAUAUGCAUGUUGUGUGAAAGAACGAAUAUUUUGAGUACAUCUUGUUUCUUUUAUUUCCGUUGAACUCAAUAAUUUUGAUUGCUUUUUGACUGCUCAGAGUGUUUUUCCUUUACAUCAGAAACACUAUUAUAGAGCUUUAGUACCACAAUCUUAUUCAAUUGUAUUUAGUUUAUUUUCAAGUUUUCGCUAAGAGUACAAACAUUCAAGGAUUGGUGCUAAUUGAAUUUUUAUUUUUAGGAUCCAUUAUAUGUUUUGUACAAGGAAUAUAUUACCCCAGCUGGCCUAAGAUGAGCAUAACAGUAGAUCCCGAACACAGGAAUUGGAAGAUUCUUUUCUACUCUUUAUCAGUGAUCAAUUCAAUCUUUAAGUGGGCAUUUCUUGGUUGUGAUGUUCGUUUGCACUAUCUAUCUUUAGCAAGCCCAUCACAAUGAGGUCUUGUUUGAUUAAAAUAUGUACUGCUGGAAAUUCGAAGACUUGAAAAGACCCGGCGCAUAGCAUGAUGGUGGUGUUGGCUGAAGGUAAACACUACAUACGGCAAAGUUUGUUUAAGAUCCCUGUUUGAUCUGAUUAUGGUUUCCUUAUAAGGUAGAUUGUCAGAAAAAUAUGAUUAUCCUAGUUAACUAAACAAUCAGUUUGUUCUAGAAUGUCAUUAAACAACCGAUAGAAUGGAAACAUAAUUAGAUCAUUAUUGGAAUUUUAACCUUACAAAAUAGCAGAGGGCUAAAUGUACAGUUAAAUAUAAACUGUUGCUAAAUUUAAGUGUAUUUUUACCGUUUCAAGCCUCCCAGGGUUAAAUUUGAACAUCAGAGGUGUGUGGAAACAUAUGUUUGGACAUAUUGCAGGUAUAAAUAACACAAGCUUUGCCUUUUCUUGAAUCUUCUUCCUUGAUGCAUCGAAUUAAUCAUGUCUAAUUGUUACAGGAUAAGUUGUCUGUGUCUUCACCAUCCAUUGCGGAAUCAUGGAUGUAUUCUGAUGGUUGCCUGUGCUGCUGUUGGUCUUGUUGGAAUCAGAUAUAUAAAUUCACCUCUCAACACACAGGCAGCAGAGCCCCCUGGAGUGAUCAAGAAGGGGUAUUUUUCGCCAUUAAAGUGCCUGUCAUAGUGUUAACGCUUGUGUUCUUUUUUUUUUUUUGAAUAGUGGAUUGAAUAAGAUGUUUUGUGACUAUAACAGCAUAUGUUUACACGGACUUACUCUCUGUCCAGGAAAAUUAUGAAGAUUAAUAAAUAACAAUAAU